Molecule: messenger RNA, 231 nt
Organism: Triticum turgidum subsp. durum (durum wheat)
Lineage: Eukaryota; Viridiplantae; Streptophyta; Magnoliopsida; Poales; Poaceae
Source: the annotation of a GenBank genome assembly
AUGCCGGCGCUGGACGCGUGCGCGCUCUGCGCCAAGCCUUUGGCGCACGACCGCGACGUCUUCAUGUACAGAGGGGACACGCCCUACUGCAGCGAGGAGUGCCGGCACGAGCAGAUGCACCUCGACGCCGUGUGCGCCAAGCAGGACGCGCGGAGGCAGCAGCGGUUCUCGGCGGGGACGGAGUCCCACCGUGGGCAGCGGCAGUCCAGGAAGGUGUCCGUCGCGAGCUAA